Messenger RNA from Perca flavescens (yellow perch), 6897 nucleotides. It is a transcript of the gene zc3h4, whose product is annotated as zinc finger CCCH-type containing 4. The record is from RefSeq and is a predicted model, not a curated record. Gene Ontology annotation, molecular function: metal ion binding; RNA binding. Gene Ontology annotation, cellular component: nucleus. NCBI's taxonomy places the organism in Eukaryota, Metazoa, Chordata, Actinopteri, Perciformes, Percidae. The transcript is spliced from 15 exons. Bases 192 to 4430 code for a protein of 1412 amino acids. Gene Ontology annotation, biological process: negative regulation of DNA-templated transcription.
UUUAAGUUUAUCAGUCGUCAUUUCACAUCGCUACUGUAGGACGGAGAACGUCAGGACUCAAUUUCAUCAUAUUUCUCUUACAACUGUGGUGGAGAAUUGCCUACUAUGAACUGAAACUCUUCCUAAAAUCAAAAACAAGUAGAUCCCAGUGUCGAGUUGUAAUUUUUUGCACCUCAAUGUAGCUAGAGGAAAUGGCUGUGGAAAGCAUGACUGUCCAUCCAAACUCCCCAACUACCAACCACGAACACAACAGUCUCCUGACUGACGAAAGGCCAGAGGAUGGAGAGCUGGAGGAGGGCGAGCUGGAAGAUGAUGGGGGAGAUGUGGAGGAGGUGGAGAUUGGUGGAGGUACGUCCGCAGCAGCAGCUGCAGGAACAGGAGGAGGAGGAGGAGGAGGAGGCGGCGUAGAUGGCGGCGAUGAAGCAAGCGGAGGAGGUGAAGCGGGAGGAGAAGAGGCUGGGGAGAGGCCUCGGCGAAGUAAGGAGCGCCACGCCAGCAGCAAUUCAGAUGAUGAGAGAUCCCACCGUCGCAAGAGGAAGAGGAAGAAGGAGAGGGAGCGAGAAAGGGAGAAGAGGAGGGCCAAGAAAAAACGCAAAUCCAAGCACAAACGUCAUGCAUCCUCUGAUGACGACCACUCAGACUUCAGUGACGACUCUGACUACAGUCCCAGUGAGAAGAGGAAGUACAGAGAGUACAGUCCACAGUACCCCCCUCCUUCUCAUGGGGGCUACGGCUCAAAGAAGGGCCCCUACAUGAAGAUGGAAAAGCAGAGCUACGGGGGCUACGAUGACUUUGAAGAGGACAACUUUGAGGGAGAGGAAGAGGAGGACAUUGGGGAUGAAGACUAUGACGACUUCACCAAGGAGCUCAACCAGUACCGCAAGGCCAAGGAGGGAGGAGGCGGCCGCGGGCGAGGUGGGUCCACGGCAGCCGGGUUAAAGCUGUCGAAGUUGAAAAAUAGACUCGGGGGCAAGGGUCGCAUGAAAAACCAGAGAGGCCGUGGAGGAAUGAGGGGGGGGAGGAGGGGAAGAGGAGGAAGCAGAGGAAGAGGAGGUCGAGGAGGAGUUGGAGUUGGUGGUGGAGGAGGAGGAGGAGGAGGAGGAGGAGGAAAGAUGGGAGGAGACAACGACGAUGGAGAGGGCUAUGGAGAAGACAUGGAGUAUGGAGAUGAUGACUACGACAACAUGGGUGGUGGUGGUGGUGGUGAUGAUGACUACGAUGACUACUCGAAAGAACUUAAUCAGUACAAAAAGUCCAGAGGCAGAGGAGGUAAAGGUGGCCGCGGACGAGGGAGGGGUAAAGGAGGGCGGGGUAUGCUCAGAGGAGGAAGAGGUCGAAACCGCGGUAGAGGAAGAGGUGACAUGGGGAAUGAGGACGACAACAACGGGGACAUGGACAACGGGGACGGAGGUGUGGGAGGUGAUGGACCUGGACCAGGACCAGGGAGGAGAAAUCACAAUGAGAAGCACCAGGAUAAGAAAGGAAAGGCCAUCUGCAAGUACUACAUUGAGGGACGAUGCACCUGGGGGGACCACUGCAACUUCAGCCAUGACAUCGAGCUGCCCAAGAAGAAGGAGCUGUGCAAGUUCUACAUCACUGGAUUCUGUGCCCGAGCCGACCACUGUCCUUACAUGCAUGGUGAAUUCCCCUGUAAGCUGUUCCACACCACAGGGAACUGUGUCAACGGCGACGAAUGCAUGUUCUCCCAUGAUGCCCUCAAUGAUGACACCCAGGACCUGCUCAACAAGAUGCUGGAAGAAGAUGCGGAGGCCGGAGCGGAGGAUGAGAAGGAGGUGGAGGAGCUGAAGAAGCAGGGGAUCAACCCUCUCCCCAAACCCCCUCCUGGAGUUGGCCUCCUCCCCACCCCUCCUCGGCCUGUUCCUCUAGAAACCAACACAGGUUCUGGGGAUUUUGGCGGGCCUGCGCCGGGUGACUUUGGGGGUCUUUCUGCGCCUAACCAGGGGCCCAUUUCUAACAAAGGUCCCCCAGGACCAGGGCCUAUUCCUGGGCCUAACCCCUGUGCUGGUCCCCCUCUCCACGGCCCUGACGGAAGUCCCUUCCAAGGCGGGCCCCCAAAUCCCGGUGGCCCUCCUCCCCACAUGGGCCCCCCACCUCCUUGUGGUGGAGGGGGAGGUGGCAUGGGGAAGAAGAUCCCCUCACUGUUUGAGAUUAAAGUUCAGCCAACGGGACAGCUGGCUCAUAAACUGGCCGUCAGGGGCCAGACUCCCAGUGGCAACCAGGGUCAGACUGCAGCACCUGGACCCCAAGGGGCACCUGGUGCCCCUCCCCCUUGCUUCCCUGCUCCCCCAGGCAUGAUGCCCCCUGACAUGCAGAACAUGGGACCCAACCUUGGGAUGAACCAGGGGCCCCCCAACAUGGGCCCAGGCGGACCGCCCAUGAUGGGAGGAUUUGCGUCUGGUGACGGUCCUCCACAUGGAGGUGCUAUGCCUCCAGGUCCUCCUCCGGGCGGAGGAAACUUCUUCAACAGCUUCUUCAAUCAGCAGGACAGUAUGCAGAUGGAGGGAGUGGUGCAAGAAGGUGACAACUACCAGGGUUUCGCCGGUAUGGACGAGAGAGGAGGAGCGGGGAAUGUUGGUCAUCCGUCGGGUGGCAGUCAAGACAGCUCUGCUAAUGGAGCGUCAGCCAAUCAAGGAGGGAUUUCUGUGCCGGACUUCCUGCCUCCAGCGCAGCGCGUCCUGUUCAUGAGGAUCCAACAGAAGCAGCAGGAAGAAGAGGAAAGAGCUCGCAGGAUGGCCGAGGGAGGAGCAGAGAAGAGCAGAGACAUGGAAGGUGACUCAGGGAACUGGUACUCGAGUGAGGAUGAGGAUGGCGGAGGUAGUGUGACCUCCAUCUUGAAGACGCUCCGUCAGCAGACCAAGGCUCCUCAAAAAUCGGACCCCCCCCCGAGCGACCCUCGCCUCCAGAAGGCCCCCCCUGCCGGCGCUCCGGCUCGGCCGGCAGACCCCCGCUUGGCUCGGGACCCACGCCUGGCACGUGCUGCGGAUCCGGCCGACUCCGCCCACUCAAUGCCCGCUCUGUCUUCCUCUGGGCCGCCUGCGGACCCCAGGUUAGCCCGGCUAACUACUGCUGGUUCCGCGGGCUCCACCUCCCACUCGCAUUCUGCUCCUAAACCAGAGCCUCCCCUCGUCUACAAACCCCCGCCGCUUACAACCCCGGCAGCGGAGGAGGAGGAGACGGAGCGGGUGCUACGGGACAAGCCGGUGCCGAUUCCUCUGGACCCGCUCAUGGGUAUGGCUCUGAGAGACCCACGCUCACAGCUGCAGCAGUUCAGCCACAUCAAGAAGGAUAUUGUUCUCCACAUGCCGGCCUUCGCCAAAGCCAUCGCCUGGUCUCCUGAGGACCUUCUUCCUCUCCCCAUACCCAAGCAGGACCUUCUUCCUCUCCCACCAGGCAUCCCUCCAGUCUCCUCCGUAGACCCACGUCUGUCCCGCACUCAGCCGCCGCUCCAAACAUCGCUCCCUCACUCACAGCCUCCUCCUGUCCAGCCUCCUCCCUCCUCCUUGGACCCCCCUGCUCCUUCUUCCUCCACCUCCUCCCUCCCAGACUUUGAACUCCUUUCUCGUAUCCUGAAGACUGUCAACUCCACUGGGUCCACCUCCCCCAUGCCUAUGCCUCCCCCAUCUGCAGAAAAGCCCGUUGACCCCCGUAUGUCCCGUAAAGUCCUCUCAGACCCACGUCUCCAGCCCCAGAAGUCAGCACUUAAGCAACCAUCCGACCCUGUGCCUCCUCCUGUCUCCUCUACCUCUCCAGCAACAGCAGCUAGCUCCUCUCCCCCUACCAUCGCCCCCUAUGACCCCAGGCUGCUCUCCUCUGGUGGGGCAGGCCGCGGUGUGGGCGCUGGGGCACCAGGGGGAGCCAGCGUGCUGAGCAACAUCAGUCUGUAUGACCCGCGGACUAACAAACCAGGCAGCCCUGGUACCAGCAGCGCCUCCAACAACUCCCCCAACUCAGCCAGCACAGAGUCCAAACCCAGUGACCCCCCGGCAAGUAAGCCUAAAUCCAAGGAGCCCCUGUUUGUUCGGAAGUCUGCGUUGGACCAGCCAGAGCCGGAAAAAAGUGCAGAGCAAGGAACCGAUCGAUACAACAGCUAUAACAGGCCCCGGCCUAAGCCUGCACCCUCGCCCAACUCCGCGGCCCAGGGAGGGCCCGCUGCAGCAGCAGCCGCCACCGCCGCAGGCCAGGGGGCUCCUGGAGCUGCUGGGGAUCAGGGGCCCGCAGGUGUCCACAACCUGCCAGUGUCCUCUUUAUUUGGUGUGGUGAAGCAGGCGGCCAAGCCAGGCGGGACGGGCAGCCCCUUUGGAGGCAGCAGUCCGGUGCAGUCUGACCAGACGACCACGGAGCAGGACAACGCCUCGCUGAAGGACGUUUUCAAAGGCUUUGACCCCACAGCCUCGCCCUUCUGCCAGUGACCCCCCCCCCCCCCCACCCCGACCAUUGAACCCUAAAGCCCAUCAUGUGGUCGGCCGAUGGCUCGUUUUAACAUUUUUGGACACUGAACAGAACAGUGAAAAGGAGAAAGAAAAGCGCACUGAGGCAACUACCUGUAAGACUGGUUAAGAAGACCGACUUUUGUGAACAAACUGAUGUCACACGAUAUGUUACACACACACACACACACACACACACACACACACACACACACACACACACACACACACACACACACACAAACACACACACACACUUUACCACAGUGUUGCAGAUUCAGAUUCUAUAAAAGACUCUUGGGUUAUGGGAAGGGUUUAAAGUUAAAUCUCUAAAGCUCUAUUUUAAACAAACAUAUUGAUGUAUACAUAAAUGUAUUCUCUUCUUCUCAAUGCUUAAAGAAAACAGUUAUUCAGACAGCAGCAAAAACACAUUUAUAUGAAAUGAACGUUUUAGCUUUAGCAUUUUUUUUUCAAAUUCAUUUCAUUUCCUUAAUUUUCUCCUCACCUUUAAACUGGUUGAUGUGCUUGUCUGUAUUUUUGGGCAGUCAGAGUUGACAAUGCUCUUGGGAACAAAUGAAAGGCCAGGAAUUUUUCCCAACAAAAUAUUGCUUAUUUCUGGUGUUUUGUGAUUAAAAGAACAGCACUGACUGAACGGCAACUCCUUUAACACUGUUGCCCAUCUGAAACAAAUGACCCUCUACAGCACUGCCUUUAUAUCUCUUUAACCCAUGUCCAAAAGUUUUGUCAAACUAUAGCAUACAUCUUUUCAUUACAACUCACCAUGUCACAUUUGCUGCAGAAACAGUUGCAAAUACCUAAACUUAAAUUUAUAUUCUGCGUUCUUUUUGUAUUUAUUUUUCUACUUUGCACUGUCGGUUUGUGUCCUCCGAGGGCUGUAUUCAUGUUUUUAAUGUCUGUAGCUCCUACAGCUGUUCAUAUACGGUUUUAUUUCAGGUAUUUAACUCUUACCCAAAAACGGGUAACUGCCGGUACAGGAAGUGACUUGUGGUCUUUCAGUACGGCCUCUCUAACCACUACGCCACUGUUGAUACUUUUUUUUUCUCUUUUUUUUUUCUUCGGCAGUCCUUUUGCUACAGGGAGAAAAGGCUUUCAUGUGAACAUUUUGUUUAAUCUUUCUGUAAAAAAUGGAGCGUUCAUAACUGACAGCUUCUCUAGCUUUAAGGUAGAAAAGAUGGAAAAUAACCCCACGUCCCUUUACAGUGGCAGAUUUUAGCUUUAUACCAUAGCAUCCGUAGAGGACAUUAAACAAGUUGGUUUUUUUUUUUUCCCUGCUGAAAGGGUUGCCUUAAAGGUGCAACCUGUAAUUAGUCAGCCCAGGUUGCUUAAUAAGAAUAGGACACUUUGAUUCACUGAUUCAGAAUUCACCAUCUAGCCUUUAGUUUUUUUUUUUUUAGUUUUUAUUUUGAUUUUAUUAACUAAUUUGUUAAGACUGGUUAAAACAGGACAGGACUGCAGAUUUCUGAGAGUGGCUGGUGGAACGGAGUCAUUUGCAGCCUCACAGCAUCAGUUUAUAAGCGUUUGGCUUUAGUGGCUGCUGACAGUGUGACAAUCAUAAACUAGACUUGGACCUACAAAUCAAUUAAUGCAUGAAUCUCACGUUGACCUGCGUAGGUGCUCCCACUACGGUCAGUCUGAGCGCUGCUUAAAGAAAACAUUUUCAAAUAAAAUGUCAGAUCUUAACAUUACCUGUGUUUCAAAACAAAUACUCAAUACAGACUGAACCGUUUUUUUCUUGCAGCUAAAGAAGUGCACACGAUGAGUCUUUACAUCUUUUCUCCAGAACCUCUCUUCAUAGUUUUCUAGUGCAGCGUCUGAAUCCGUCUGAGUAUAAGCGGUUAUUCCCGUUUUUUGCCCGAUUUAAUUGCCAGGCUUGUUUUGAAAAUCUUUAAACGUGGGGUCACUGUCGAGGAGCUUCCUAGAAGUUCCAGACUUCCAGAAGGUGUCAGGAUUGCCGUCGACCGUCUUGUGUAUAAAUGUUGAUCAUUUUAAUUUAUUUUUUUAUACUUGGGUAAAUAUACUAUCUCAUUUCACAUUUUUGAACAGAAUCAUUUUAUAUUUCAGAAAUAUGCGAUUGACGCUCACAUCAGUGGGACAUAGGCAGCCUGUGACCGUGUGAAGAGAGGAGAAAGACAUAUUUUUUUAUUUGGUUUUGUGUUUAGAGAUUCAAACUAACAAAAGAUUCACUAUUGCCCCCUCCUGUCAGGCCAUGAAAAAGCCUGUUAGAAGGCGGAGAGUCAGCAAUGGCAAGCGUGAAAUUGUUGAUUUGUUCUUUCCUCAUGGCUUUGUUGUUUGUUUCUUUUUUUUUUUUUUUUUCCUAUGUAAAUUUGACCAUUAUCCUGUCUUUGGAGGAAUGGAGUUUUCUAACUGUACACUGUAGGUUGUUAAAGUAUUUAAAUAAAGUUGAUAAAUGAUCAACCAGUUAAAUCUA